Molecule: messenger RNA, 951 nt
Organism: Haliotis rubra (blacklip abalone)
Lineage: Eukaryota; Metazoa; Mollusca; Gastropoda; Lepetellida; Haliotidae
Exons: 3
Coding region: 1-951 (316 amino acids)
Source: RefSeq, a predicted model, not a curated record
AUGGCGGCGCAUCUGGAAGAAGAGUGUGUGUUGGAAGUAGCGAUAAGCGAACUAUCUGAACCGAUGGAUACAUCAUAUUGUGAUAAUGCUGUGUCUGCUGCAUUAACCAUUUGGGAAAACAACGCUGUGAUGAGACAUGAGAAGCUCCUUGGAACCAACCGUAUUGAAAAUUACGUAGAAGAAACGGUGCCCCGUUACAGCGAUCCUCUGUUUCGAGCCCACUUCAGGAUGACGAGAGCAUCCUUUCAGGACUUGCUGGAACUCAUUGGACCGCACACUGAAGUCAAAACCAUCAGUCUGGAGAGGAGAACGCUGGCUUGCCUCUGGUAUGUCAGCAAUCAAGAGACCUUCCGAAGUGUCGUGGAUCGUAUUGGCAUGAGCAAGGGUUCUUUACGGUACUACCUGAUGAACCUCUGUAGGACAAUGACCAGUGAAGAUAUUCUACCCAGGCAAAUUACAUGGCCUCGGAAAGAGGAAUAUAGAGCCAUUGCUGAACAGAAUGCUGUAAAAUAUGGAUUUCCUGGAGCCAUUGGUUGUCUUGAUGGAACAUACAUUCCCAUUCCAGGACCUCGUGAUUUCAGAGACUCCUACAUAUGCAGAAAAGGAUUUCCCGCAUUUCAUUUACAGGGGGACAACGGCCACCUGACUGCCGACGAGAAGAGGUACAAUUCAGUUCACAGCUCAACAAGAGUCGAUAUCGAAUGGUGUUUCGGACUACUGAAGGGCAGAUUUCGCAAACUGAAAUAUUUGGACAUGAGGAACGUCCGAGAAAUCCCAUUAGUCAUUGUGACAUGCUGUGUCCUGCAUAACUUUGUAAUCAACAGGGAGUCAUUUGUGGAUGAGGACAUUGAUGUGGAUGGGACGGACACUGAUGGCACAACAGGAACUUCACCCAGUGAGCACCAGUCGGGUGUGAACAAAAGACAACAGAUAACACAACUGCUGUCAUAG